UUCUUUACAUUUCUUUCUUCUCUAAAAUAAAUGGUGCGAAAUUUGAACCUCUGACUGAGCAACAAAAAAAGAAGGAAAAUAUUUAUAACUUUAACUGAAGGUUGCAGAGACAGAAAACAGGGGUGGCGGUGACAGAGGAAGAACCCUAACUAACAUAACCUCUGUCUCCGAAAAUGAGUGGUCACAUAACGAGAAGGAACAGUGUUCCACACAAACGCCCUCCCUCCUUGUCCAAGAAGCUCGAAAACGGAAGCCUUAGCGAACCUCCCAGCAAGGCUUCUUCUCCGCCACCUCAAGAGUUUGAUGGGGGAGAAAGGACAGUUAAGAAGCUUCGGUUGUCGAAAGCCCUCACUAUAUCUGAGGUGACGACGGUUUCUGAAGCGUGCCGUAGAAUGGCCGCUCGGCGUGUGGAUGCUGUUUUGUUGACUGAUUCAAAUGUUUUGCUCUCUGGAAUCAUGACUGACAAGGACAUUGCUACUAGAGUUAUAGCGGAGGGUUUACGGCCCGAGCAGACAAUGGUGUCAAAAGUAAUGACUCGGAGUCCUAUAUUUGUGACAUCUGAUACGCUAGCCUUAGAAGCUCUUCAGAAGAUGGUCCAAGGUAAAUUCAGGCACCUCCCUGUUGUGGAAAAUGGUGAAGUCAUUGCCAUACUGGAUAUUACCAGAUGUCUUUAUGAUGCCAUAACUAGGAUGGAGAAGGCUGCUGAGCAGGGCAGUGCCAUUGCUGCUGCAGUUGAAGGGGUGGAACGCCACCGUGGUAGCAAUGUAUCUGCUAGUGCUUUGAUAGAAGCAUUGAGGGAACGCAUGUUCAAGCCUUCCCUGUCAACUCUAAUGGGUGAAAAUACAAAGGUUGCUAUUGCAUCACCUGCGGAUCCUGUCUAUGUAGCAGCAAGGAAGAUGCGGGACUUGCGUGUUAAUUCAGCUGUUAUUGUGUCCUUGUCGGGAACCAAGAUUCAGGGUAUACUCACUUCAAAGGACAUACUAAUGCGUGUUGUGGCUCAAAAUCUUUCUCCUGAGUUGACUCUCGUGGAAAAGGUAAUGACUCCAAACCCAGAUUGUGCAUCAGUAGAUACAACGAUACUGGAUUCUCUGCAUAUGAUGCAUGAUGGGAAAUUCUUACAUCUUCCUGUGGUAGACAAAGAUGGGUAUGUAGUGGCUUGCAUGGAUGUUUUGCAGAUAACUCAUGCUGCAAUCUCCAUGGUUGAGAGUAGCUCUGGAGCUGUUAAUGAUGUGGCAAAUACAAUUAUGCAAAAAUUUUGGGACUCAGCUUUUAAUCUAGAACCACCGGAAGAUUCUGAUACUCAUAGUGAAAUUUCUGGGCUAAUGACAUCAGAUGGGGCUGAUACAUCGAAGUCUGCAUAUCAAUCUGUAGGUUUUGGAAAUUCAUUUGCCUUCAAAUUUAAAGAUCUCAGUGGCCGUGUGCAUCGAUUCAACUGUGGUACUGAACAUAUAGAUGAGCUAGUUUCUACAAUCAUGCAGAGACUUGAUGUGAAUGAUGUGGAACGCCCUAUGAUUUUGUAUGAGGAUGAUGAAGGUGAUAAAAUUGUUCUUGCAACUGAUAGUGAUCUUGUUUCUGCCGUCAGCUAUGCUACAUCUGCAGGAAUGAAGGCUUUGAAGUUGCAUUUGGAUUUUGGGAGUUCAACGAAAGCAACAACUCCAAAAUCUUGUACAGCCACUAGACAGAAAACUAGUGCUUUGUCUAUGCGCUCUAGUAUUUUUGCAAGUGCAAUUGUUAUAACAAGCAUUGGCAUGCUGGUUUACUUAAAGCGCUCCAAACAGUGAUGUGUUGCCAGUUUGGUGAGACAAAAAAAGCAAUAAUCGCUCUGUAUGAGUUCAAGAGCACUAUUGCCUUUUAAAGGCUCAUUGCAAUUAAGAAAAUCUUGGAUAAUGAAAUAGGCGAAUGACAUGAGGUGCUUCUUAAAAUUGAGUCUUUUUGUUGAGGUUAUUUUUUUCCUCCAUUGUCAAGCCAAGGUGAUUAGUUAAGAUAGCCACGUAUAUUUUUGUCUCUGAUGUAAUUGCAAUCAGUAAUCCCUCGUCCUUCGUAGUGGGAACAUAUAUGUCUCGGCCUAUAUAUAUGUCAAGGGUUUUAAAAUGUAUAGAUAAUGUCUCGGCAUAAUAUAUGUUAAAGGGUUCUAGUUUAGUUGAUUGGGUAGGAUAUGAAUUAUUAUAAAGUUUUUCAUAUUAUCUUUCAUUUCUACGAAUAAAAAAAGAAAAUGUUAAGGUUCUUC
Molecule: messenger RNA, 2227 nt
Organism: Glycine soja
Lineage: Eukaryota; Viridiplantae; Streptophyta; Magnoliopsida; Fabales; Fabaceae
Product: CBS domain-containing protein CBSCBSPB3-like
Exons: 14
Coding region: 174-1781 (535 amino acids)
Molecular function (GO): protein binding
Source: RefSeq, a predicted model, not a curated record